Messenger RNA from Cherax quadricarinatus, 690 nucleotides. RefSeq lists its product as uncharacterized. The record is from RefSeq and is a predicted model, not a curated record. NCBI's taxonomy places the organism in Eukaryota, Metazoa, Arthropoda, Malacostraca, Decapoda, Parastacidae.
AUAAGCAACAACAGCUGCCGCAGAGGAACCACAGAAAUCAAAGCAACCACCAAGACUCAACACAAGCUUGAGAGGUACACUAACACUUCAUUAUGUCACCUCUGAAGCUGGUACUGGUGGUGACGUUGGCUGCAGGUAUGGCCAGCGGGGAGUACGUGGGCCACCUGGGCCACUUGGACCACCUGGGCCACUUCAUCACCAAGAGGGCUGUCCUCCUCGACAGCGAGUUCGUACCAGUACCGCCACCAGCAGCAGCACCAGGGGGAGGUGGCGUCGCAGUAUCAGCAACAGCUGGACCUCGUCAGCCCCGCGAGACUCCGUACGGCCACGCACCUGUCGCCAAGAGCGGCUACGGCAGGGGCAGAGUGGGACCCGUGUACACCUUCGUCAAGACAGAUUACAACGGCAACUUCAAGUGGGGUGUGCGUCACCGUGCCGGAAGUGAGUACGGAGGACAUCACUAACUGCGACAUAUAGUGGACACCGCUGACAUCGAUACGCAGCUGACACCACUGAUAUCCACAAGCAGCGGAUACCACUGGCAUCCACACGCAGCGGACACCACUGACAUCCACUGACCUCCAACCGAGGUAGAUCCUUUCUGAAACGAAACCGGACCAUAACAUGCAACUACCAUCACUACCACCAUCACCACCACCCUACACCACUACCACCAUCUUACACUACCAC